AUGUCACUGCACUGCCAGGCAUUGGCUCAGGUUCUGAAGCAGAACCGUAGCAUUACGCUCAUCGACCUUCUGGAGAACGAAAUCUGCGAUGCUGGCGCAGAGGCGCUGGCCGAGGCGGUGCAGGAGAACGACACAAUCCAUAGCAUCAUCCUUUUUGGAAAUCCCUGCGCCGGGAGCCAGGCCUUUCGGCGAAUUCAUGCACGUUGCAGUUCAAACUACCAAGCUGCCGUGCAGGCAAAGGCAGCUGCUGCAGUUAAGGCAGUUGUAGAAGAUCUGAAGACCGACGGAGCCAAGAGGGAGAUUGAUCUUCAGGGUCGAUGCAUCGAGGAUGCCCAAGUCCAGGUGCUCUCAGAAGAGCUCAAGAUCAAGCUUAGUAUCACCCACAUCGACCUCAGCAAGAAUCGAAUUAAAGAUGCCGGGGCGGAGGCGUUGGCACAGGUGCUGAAGGAGAACCGCAGCAUCACGUCCAUCGAUCUGGGCGAAAAUCCCAUCGGCCAGGUCGGCGCCCAGGCGCUGGCCGAGGCCGUGCAGGAGAACGACGCCCUUCUGCGCCUCCACCUGGGCCCCCUGACCGAGUCGGACGGACGGGAGGUUGGUCCCUGGACCGAGGCGCUGGAGCGAAUUGAGGAGCGUUGCAGGGCCAAUCGAGAGGCAAAGGCAGCUGGAGUUGAGGAUGGAUGA
Durusdinium trenchii is the source of this 681-nucleotide messenger RNA. NCBI's taxonomy places the organism in Eukaryota, Dinophyceae, Suessiales, Symbiodiniaceae. The record is from the annotation of a GenBank genome assembly.